This is a messenger RNA of Raphanus sativus (radish), 1455 nucleotides long. RefSeq lists its product as uncharacterized. The coding region runs from base 148 to 1206 and encodes 352 amino acids. Gene Ontology annotation, biological process: tRNA modification. The record is from RefSeq and is a predicted model, not a curated record. Gene Ontology annotation, molecular function: RNA binding. NCBI's taxonomy places the organism in Eukaryota, Viridiplantae, Streptophyta, Magnoliopsida, Brassicales, Brassicaceae. The transcript is spliced from 6 exons.
GUAAAGGUCAAGGCUUUGAGUUUCGUUUCUUCUUCAGACCAAAAACACAGCGAACUAGGGUAGAAUAGAGUGAAGUGGGUAGAGAGAAAUCGAUUCGAAGUUCCGUCCUUUUGGGAUAAGAUUCUCCGCCGCUCAUAGAGAGUAACAAUGGCUGCUGAAGUAGUGAAGGAUGUUGGAAGAGCAAUCGAUGAGGAGGAGCCUGUUGGUGAAAAGAGAGAAAGAGAAGAGGAAGCUGAAACAUUGGCGCCGUGGGAGCAACACGCGAGCAUCAUAAGCAUCCCUCGUUUCGACUACACAGCUCCUUCUUCUCUGCUUCAUCAUUCUCAUUCCGGCUUCCUCGUCACCUGUGGCAUCAAAAGGGAGAAGAGUGCUACCAAAGAGGUCAUGUCCAUCCUUGUAAAGGUGUUAUCGCCUAUAGGUGAGGAGAAAGCUGAAGUUUUGAAGUCUUCUGAUGCAUCUAAAAGACAAAAACUUUGUGCACAAGAGACAGUAGAAGACGAAGCCAAGAUCGAACCUCUCAAUGCUGAUGCUCAGGAAGCAGGUGAAAAGCCAAAUGCUGAGGAUCUCAAAUCGGCCAAAGAGAGCGUCAGUGAAGAACAUAAGUCUCUCAUGUCAUUGGUUAAGCUGACAAAGAGUGGCUUGCUUCUUUUCACUUUCCCUGUUGGAAACUCUACGGAUACUACAGAUAUCGUGUCGAGAAUCUUCCAGUUUAUGGAAUCUGGAGCUCUGAAGGCACCUGUAUGGUGCCAUCGGAUAUUCCCUGUUCAAGCCACAUGUGCUUUGACAGAGAAAGAACUUCAGGAAACAGUAUCAAAGCUUGUUCAGCGGUUUGUUGAUGAUAAACAAAACACACUAUCCAAACCUGUGAAGUUUGCAGCUGCGUAUAGCCGAAGAGGUGUGGAGGAGACGAAAGGAAAGAUUCAGAAAGCAUCAGAGGUUCUAGAACAAUGUCCUUUACUGGACCGCAAUAAAUGCUUUGAAACUGUUGCGGCCGGAGUGAAAGCCAUUGUACCUGACUCAGCUGUGGAUCUCAAAUCUCCAGAGUUAUGCGUUCUGGUGGAGCUCCUACCGCUCUCUAGAAUACCAAAUGGAUCCUAUGUAGCUGCUGUUUCAGUGCUCCCACAUAGGCUAGUCAGCACAAAGCCUAAACUCGUGAUCAAGCCUCUUGUCGCUGAGACAAAACAGAAGAAGAAGGGACAAAACUGAUGAAUGCAAUGGCAUAAAACAGCAUUUGAGUUUGUAGAGCUUGAAAAAAGAUCAGUUGAAGUUGUAUCUCUCUCUGUUUUAGUUUCCGUAUGUCUUUUGCUUUCAGUGCCUCUCAUGACCAUUAACAAGUUUGAUGGGGCGUUUGAUGGGGCAUGUAAUCUCAAGAUCUUUCAAAGGUGUUUGAUACUCAAAUUACAAAAGCAAUUCGGUUUAAUUGGAUACUGAAUUUAUAUUCAGAUUCCCGUUCAA